Messenger RNA from Solenopsis invicta (red fire ant), 8009 nucleotides. RefSeq names its product enolase-phosphatase E1 (gene Enoph). Gene Ontology annotation, molecular function: magnesium ion binding; acireductone synthase activity. The record is from RefSeq and is a predicted model, not a curated record. Bases 206 to 2356 code for a protein of 716 amino acids. The transcript has 6 exons. NCBI's taxonomy places the organism in Eukaryota, Metazoa, Arthropoda, Insecta, Hymenoptera, Formicidae.
AGCAGAGGGGGACUCGCAAGUUCGCACGCAUAUACCGGCAGCGUACAUUGGCGCACGGCCAACGGCGAAUUCGUUCGCCGGCUCCCAACAAGAACGCGUCGUCGCCGACAUACACAGCGUGAGCGCCAACCUAACCGAGGGGGAGAACGUAUAUAGAUAUAACCGCUAUUAAUCCUACGGUCGUGGGCGAGUCGGUUCCGUGAAAAUGGCCGGGGAAAAGCGCAACCAGGAUCAGGACGAGAUCUCGUUCGCGAGGACGAUACUCGUCGACAUCGAAGGCACCACCACGAGCAUCAGCUUCGUUAAGGAGACCCUCUUUCCUUACGUGCGCCAGAACUUGAAAGAUUACAUCGAGACAAAGUGGGAAGACGAAGAAUUCAAGCAAGAUUACGAAAAGUUGAAAGAACAGGCAAAAAAGGAUGAGGAAGAUAAGUCAGAUGGCUUUGUUGCGAUUACUGGUGAUAAUCCCGAAGAAAAGAAAGAAUCACUUUUGAAAAAUAUUUUGUGGCAAAUGGAUAACGAUCGUAAGACAGGUGCAUUGAAACAAUUGCAAGGACAUAUGUGGCGUGAAGCAUAUAAAACAGGAACAGUUAAAGGACACGUUUAUGAAGAUGUUCCCAAAGCGUUUGAAUCAUGGACAAGCAAUAGUAAAAAAAUAUACGUCUAUUCAAGUGGCAGUGUUGAGGCACAAAAGCUUCUUUUCGGGUAUUCUGUACAUGGUGAUUUGCUUAAGUAUUUCAGUGGUUUCUUUGAUACAGAAGUAGGUGCAAAACAAGAAAGUGACAGCUAUAAAAAUAUACUAAGUAAAAUCGACGAGAAAGCAUCCGAUGUUGUUUUCCUUACUGAUGUUGUAAAAGAAGCUGCAGCUGCCAACAAAGCAGGUCUAUCAACAAUAAUCGUAGUACGUGAGGGUAAUGCUGCACUAACUGAUGAAGAAAAAGCUACUUAUACAACCAUUAAGUCUUUCUCGGAUUUAACAUUUCAAACGUCCACAAAGCGGCAAAAGUUAGAAACAGCAGAUGACAAAGUUGAUGAAGGCACAACCAACGUCAGUGAGCCAAUGGACACUUCUGAAGAUGUAGAAAUGACUGAUGUCAGCGAUAAAAAAAUUGAAAAAAACGAUGUGAAAGAAACAAUUGAAUCGGUAGGAAGCGAAUGUGUAAAGGAUCAACCGUCAGGAGAUACUUCAGUUUCUUCUGGGCAAGUGGAAGAAUCAAUGGCGGUUGAGAAAGAUCUUCCAAAAACUGAACAGGAGAUAACACAAUCCGAUGCCAAACCUAAAGAUACAAAUGAGGAUACAGGUUCCUCUGAAGACGCGAAAUCUACCGGGAAAGAUGAUGUUACAACUCUAGCCACAAAAGACGAUGACAAAAGCACUGUAACAGAGAAGACUGAAGAAACUUUAGAUACAAUUGCUACUGAAAUUACUGCCGCUGCCGAUGAUUCUAUGGAUGUAUCCGUAUCAGAAUCUGUGUCAAAGUCUGAGACCACUCCCACAUCUUCCGAAAAAAAGCUUGAAGAUUCUACAGACAUUGCAAAAGAUAAACAGGCCGAAGAUGUCGAUAAAAUUCAAACUACUGAAGAUGACAAAAAAACAGAUGACAUUGAGUCACAGUCAAAAAUUUGUGAUAAAAAUAUAGCAAACAAAUCUGAAGAAUGCUUGACAGCGAAAAAAGAUGAAGAAAAGGAAGAAUCAAAGAUUAUUUCAGAUACAUCUGAAAGCGAGAAUUCUUUAGCAAAGAGCGAACAAGAAGUAACAAAAAUGGAGACGACUGCAACAGAUAUCACAGAAAAUGGAGAGACCGUAGAAACAGCCGCGGAAAAAACAACAGUAUCAGUAACGACAGAAACGGAAGUAACAGUUACGGACACAAGAAAAGAAGAAACAGCAUCUACCGAAGUAUCUGCAGAGAAGAGUUUAGAAGUUGCAGAAUCUGAAAAAGUUGAAGAAAAGGCGGUCCAAGGAAUAGAAACGAAGACGACUGAUGCUGAUACACGUGAGAAUGAAACUACGCAGGAGACAAUAAAAGAAGAGGAGACAGUGAAAGAAGAGAAUGUAGUGGAUACGAAGGACAAAAAUACAGUGGAUUUGGAAAAGCAAAAACUCAACGGAACCACGCAAAACGGAGAUACGGAUGUGCCAGUGUUGGAUGACAAAUUACAUAGUAACGGACUGAAUGAAGGGUCAUCGAAGGAGGCGACGAACGAAGACGCGGCAGCGCAAAAUGGUGAGCCUGAGAGUUUGUCAGAAAAUAGUGCGGAAUCCAUAAAAGUUAAAAAAGUCGUCGAUUCCGCUGUAGCCGACGGUGCCGGAGAAUCCGACGUUGUUCCUCCUGUAGUAGUAGCGACGUCUUAACUUUGUUCUUACAAUUUAAGGAAGCCCUUCAUGCAUAACCCCCAUCCACAAGUACUUAUUCGCAGGUAUAAACUGAUAUUAAUUGAUCCUCACGUAUACUUUAUGUAAAUCGUACGUCAAAAACGUAACGCGCUACUUUAAGAUGCAGUUCGUAAAACCACCGUUUGUUUCGGCGGCUCUAUAACGAAAGAAUUAGAAAAAUAGUAUGAUACGGAAAGACGCUUCGGAUUUUUUAUUCUUCUAUUAUCACAGCUGUACAAUUUUUUAAUGAUUAUCAACUUCUAUUUAUCGUUAAUGUUUUAUGUUAACUCGUAUAUAUAUACGCUGCUUUUCUAUAUUACGAAAGUCGGCUUUUAUCGUUAAUUUUUUCAUGUUUGAUUUUCGAUUGUGACAAUUUUUAUAAGGAAAAACAAUGAAUUGUUGUAAUUAAAGUUACAAAAUUUUUUAGAGCUGUAAUCUCGCACGUGAUCGUUCUAGAAGUAAUCAAAUAUGUCGUCAACUAUAAUUAUUUACUACGUAUUCUUGAGGGGCUUUUUUCUAAUAUUACUCUACAACGUGUAUUGACAUCUUUUUUAUACUGCCUAAACGAAACUAUACAUGAAAACUGAUAGGAUAGGUAAUUUCAAUAGAGUUGCAGUAUGUUAAAAUAUCGAUUGUAUCUGUGCCAAAUGAAUUUCACUGUUUGAAAUUUUGUUGCCUUUAUUUUUCUUUUUAGUGUUUUUCACUUGAUAAUUUUACAAGUAACAUUCAGAGAUCUGGUCGAUGUUUUAUUUUACUGCUGCCGUGAAAUUGGCUAAGAAUAAUUAUUUUAAGACUGGUAUUGGUACCGCCUUUAACAGUUGCUAUCUUGUAGAUUAUAUCAUAAAUCUUCGUUGCGCACAGCAUAUUUAACUUUGUGAAUUAAUAAACAAUGAAUUUCAAGUUUAAAUAAUUGUAGAUACAUCGCACAAUAAGCUUCACUCGAUUACGUUAAUUUUGCUCGCGUUUUUGUUACAUAAGGUUUUAACAUUUUUUUUAAUAUUAGGACUUUUUAAUAUCGAUACGCUUUCUGCCGUCGUCUGCCUAACAUGGUUCGCGUAAUGUAAUUUUCUUUUUAAUGAACGUUGCAAUACGGAACCGUCGACUAGCUAAUGUCGCGAAACAUUUUCAAAGAGCCUAAAAAAAGUGUACUUUAUAAUUUUUAUAUUUUACAGUUUCGUGAUUUAGUUCACAGUUGCUCAGUUUUAGAGGGGAAUGGUUCUAUAUGAUUACUUGAAUAAAUCGGUAAUUACAAUUUUAAUAAAAGUUACGUAACCAAUUGGAUCCAUUCUCUUCUAUGUUUAAUUACAUAAUUGGGAAACACUCGCGGAAGAGCAUAUCGACUGGUAGAUUUACUCUGUCAUUCCUAUAAAUUAAUAUUGUGUUAUAGAGUCUACACAUAUGGAACGCGUUUAUAUUAUCGCUUUACAGUUAAUCUAAUAGUAAAUGUAAUCGUCUGCAUAUUAUACUCUGCACUAAUGUACUCUAAAAGCUACUAUACAUGAAAAUAUCCACAAGUAUAGAAAUGUAAAAUGCAAAAUACAUGUACUUUGACUCAUAGCAUCUAAUAUAUAUACAUAUAUACAUGUAUAUUAUAUCUAAUAUACGUAUAUAUACGUAUACACAUAUAAUAUAUAUAUUGUGCCAAAAAUGUGAUUAAUAUCGAUUUUAUCGGACAAAAUAUUUAUGCUUUUAUAUAAUUUUACCCAGUUUUAUAUAUUUUAUAGUAGCUUUUGGUGUAUCUUCUUUUUGUGCUUUUAUAUGAAGUUGCUAUAGGUAGAUAAAUGAUGAUAAAGAUACUUUGUAUCUUUGUCAGCUAACUAUUUAGAUUACGUGCAAAGCGAUAAUGUAGAUAUAUCGUGUGUAGACUAUCGCUCAUUUUUGUGAUGCUCAAUAUUUUAAAAUGUCUAUGGAAAUAAUACUAGAAAAUAAUGACAAUAGCGGUUAAAGUGGGAUCGCGCUUUCAGCAAAGAAUCGCUUAUUAUUAUUUUUACUGCUAAUCAUUAUAUCCAUUCCUGUUAAAUUGACUGUGAUUUAAGAAUAUUGAUAGACAUAGGUUGCUCGAAAUGAUUCGUUGUUAUCAAUGCGCGAAAGCGAUCGUCUUCGUCGAAUGAUAUUCCAUUGCGACUAUUAUUUUUAUUCGGAUUUAGUGUGCCCGCGUCUAGUCGAAGUCAGUCAGAAGUUAGAAGUGGCGGAGACUUCUAUAGAUCGAUAGACGAUUUCGCGUUGUUUGCUUUACAUUACGUUUGCCAACUAUGCUAGGAAGACGCGAUGAGAAGGAAACGCGAUAUGUCUCGUACGUCUACGUUAGUGUGUAACAGGAGUGAACACAGAUAAUCAAUACGAGAGCAAGCACAAUUUCAUAUUUUACGGUAUAUAUUCUUGACAGACCUCGCAUAUUUUAUUUAUAAGUCCUUUCGAAAAGGUGUGUGGCGGUUCGAUACUUGCGACAGAUUGUAUUAUUCUCACCAUUAUAUCACUCGUCUCGAAGUAGUCAAGACAAGAGCGAAACAUGUUUUUCACGUUCACCGAGACACUCAUAGUCUAAAGUCUGUUCUACAAUAACAGUAAACACAAGACGUAAGGUUGUAAUGUAAGAAAUGAAAAUUUUUCAUUCUCUUACGAGCUCUUAAAACCAUGCCUUACAACCUUACGGUCUUGUGUUUAUGCUAUUGUAGAACAGGCUCUUAAGAUCGAAUCAUUUUUCAUAUGUACAUGUACGAUGGCAUGGAUAAAUGACUCGAUCUCACUUAUCUAUUCCACCGAAUAUAUACGCAUUUUAAUAGCGAUUUUAAAAUCGAUGUAUGAAUUAACGAGAAUGGCAAGUGUUAUGUCCUAUAAUUGUGUAGAUUAACUGAGAAAUCAAAUAAUCAGAGGAAACGCAUGAUACGAGUUUCUCAAAUUUUUUCUACCUAUCGACUGAUCAUUGACUGAUAUUAUUAUAUAAAAGUAAAAAAAACUGCCAUGAUUUAUAACAAAAGUUAGCUCGAAGGUGAGGUGACGAUGUGUUCCAGGCUCUUUUCGGCUGACUUUCACGACAUCGCCCAAAUCAUCACUUCCAUAUCAUUCAUACUACUGUUUUGCGUCAAUAGUCGAGAAGGCCAAAGUGCACAUCUUGAUCACACGUUCGAGUACAAGUCAUACUCAAUUCCUGAUCACGUUAUAUGAUUUUUUAACACUUUCAAUGUCAUGGUGAUCAUGCCAAUGUUCGUUUUAUUAACAUGUAUGAAAUGUUAGAUAUUUGCAGAUGUUGCUAAUUGAAAAAAAAAACUAACAUUUACUUACAUUUAAAUUACAAUCAUAGAAUAUAUAAUCUCUAAUUGGGCUUUUACAAAAAUGUAUCUAUACAACAUUGAAUGUGUUAAUUCUAGCGAUGAUUGAACUGAUUUAUCGAGCUUUAAAUAAUAUUGAAUGAGGACAGUAUUAAAUUAUUGACUAUUUUAACUCGGGGAUCUUGCCCCAAAAAAUUAAGACUGUUGCGUUUGGGCCUAUUUCGUAAAACUCAGUAAAACGAUAAAAGUUUAUAUAAUCUUUUGAAAUAAAAUUUUGUGCUGCUUGUGUAUUUGUAACAUUAAAUAUCUUUGUAAUUAAAUUUUGAAUUAGAAUUUUAUUGAAGUAAUGAAAAUAAUAUCAAAGUAUUGUGUUAAUUUUUUGUUACAAAUUUUUUUACUUUGGAAACGAAAAAUAAUUUCAUACAAAAUAAUCGACUUUACAUCAUAUAAAUUUGAAUACAUUUUUUAGAAUUUCGUAUCUUUCUAUUAUAUGCAUUACACUGUAUGUGGGCAAAUAUUAUUAUAUUUAUUAUCAUGUUUUUUCCAAUUAUUAUUAAUGCAAAGUUUUUAACAGUUUAAGGUCUAAUGCAUUCAAUGUUUUAACUCAUGCAUAAAAGACUGUGAAUGAACAAAACCCGAUGUAACACUGCCUCGUUGUUUAUACGAAAAUGUCUCGAUUAAAAUCCAUAUCAAUCAUGUAUUACUAUUGAGAUUCGGAUUAUGUUCAAUUUUAAGACGACACGUGCAACGCGGUUUCGUAGUUUCGCAAUUUAGCAAUAAAUUUGUAAGUUGCGACUCCGAUAAAAAAAAUAGAAAAAAAAAUUUCUGUAACAUUGCGUCUUUAUUCGAACGUAACUCACGAGAAACUGCCGUCUUUUCAAAGCGUUAAAAUUAUACAGGCGAAAUGCUCGAAUAAAAAAAAAUCCAACGUAGGUCUAUUAACAAGAGUAACCUUACCAUAUUCAUUAGCAAUAUUAUUGUUUGUAAUUCAUUGGCUAUAUUAUCUGUAAUACAUCAAUAUAAUUGUAGGAGAGAUGUAAGGACUUCAUCGAUACUUUCUAACUUUUAAGACUAGAUAUCCCCACGGGGAGAAGAGUGGAAAUUAAAUACCAAGAAAAUUUUUCACUUAAAAUUCAAUUAAUAAUUUUUCUUGGUAAAAUUCGUUUUUUUAUAUGUGUUUAUUAUUAAUGUUUUAAUUAUAGAGCUAUACGUAUGAAAACUUUUUUAAGCAAAUAUAUAUAUUUAUUUAAAAUAAGAAUAAUUUGUGCCGUUUAUAUACAAUUUGAAUAUGUAUGUAUCUAAAUAUUUUCUAUCAUUGAAUCUGAGGUUGAGAAAUUUUUAAUUUAUAAUGAUUGCAUCAAUAUAUGUAACAGCUAAAAUGAUCUUUCUUUUUUUAAGAUUUUUAUAAUUUGUAAUUCUAUGUAUCUUAAGGCACUAAUCACUCUUAAAAAAAUUUGAAAUAUCUUUCUAUCACUUUGAAUAUCAACUUUGUAUGUACAUCUGGUAUUUGGUUUCCACUCCUCAGUUGUUCCUACAAACCCGUCGCAUUUCCCUUUAGUUUCGUUUUCUUCUCACACUUGUGCUUUCGACGAAUCACUUAAAGUCCGUGCUAGAUUAGAGAUUGAAAUUGAAUUGGAAUUUAACCAAUCUCAAGUUUAGUGAACUUUGUUUCGAUUAGUCAUAUUCCAAUCCAAUCUCAAUCUCUAGGUAGUCUGAUCACGGCUUUAAGUUCUUUCCCCACGGGAAAAUUAUAGUUAUGAUUAUUAUUCUUCAUAGUGUUCUCGCAAAUAUUCGUGUGUGUACGUUAGAUUAUGAAAACACGAGUGGUAUAUAGCUGAGUUUGAUUUUUUAAUUUAUAUUUGCUCGUACAUCAAUCACUCUAUCGCUGGAUCCCUAUAUUAUAUAUUUACUAAAUAAAUCCCCAAAAAUAUGCGUUGUACAGAACUAAUCAGUAAAUUUUGUUCUUUCUUUGAAUUUUGAUUGCAUUCGUAGAGCAAAAUAAAUAAAUUUUGCAACUAGAAUUAUGACGUUUAUUUUUAUUUCAGUCACCCAUGUAACGUAUCGUGUAAUAUGUAUGUACGAAUUCUAAAAGUUAUGUGUAUUGAAAAAAAAAAUGCGAACUGUAUACAUAUGCUAAUCGAACUUGAUCAAUAAUCAAUCGAUUUACGAAAGAUAAAAUUGUUUCUUUUUUUUUUUAUCAUUAAUUUUAAUAUGUGUAUGGAUGGACCAUUAAUUUGUUAGAUUCGUAUAGUUUCGGGUAAAAGACUUGAUCGAGAUGCCAAACUCAGAAUAACAAAUUUUAGUCAGAGAAUAACUAUGUAAAGUACAGUUUAUGUGAUAGUAUAAACGUUGUUCCCAACACA